Molecule: messenger RNA, 2829 nt
Organism: Penicillium salamii
Lineage: Eukaryota; Fungi; Ascomycota; Eurotiomycetes; Eurotiales; Aspergillaceae
Source: the annotation of a GenBank genome assembly
AUGGAUGAACAUCAUGACAGUGCUCUACACUAUGGGCACGUAGGACGAGCCGUCUAUCUCCCCGAGGAGCAGGCCUGGACAUUUACUCGCUCCUUCGCUCAAGCCCCGUCGAUCCUGUAUACUGGAGUGACAGACACAAGCGUGCCGUCGCCUUUCCCUCCAGCAAAACCCAAAUCAACCCAGAGAGUCCCCGAAAAGAACCUCCGACACUUAAUUGGGAAUGCGUACCCCGAAUUAGCGGCAACAUGGUCCUCUAUCCGCCAAGAGCCCCUGUCUCGAGCCAUUACGACCACAAUCGAGCGAUUCGACCCAGAGAGUUCCUCCCUUUUCGAUAUCGGGUAUGCGACAGACAAAAGACGCUAUGAUAAGAAACUUCCCCCAGUUCCCAUUGCAGCAGCCGUAUCGGGCGAAUGUCGCAAUGUAAUAUCGUUCCGAACUUUGGAAGAUGCAAACUUGGAGUUGCGUUCGCCGACGCAUGCAGCAAUGCGUGCUCCAUCAAUUGGUGACACAGAGACUUCAGAAUGGUCCAAGUGUGGUGCACCAAUCCGUCAAGUUCACUUUGCGCGACUCAUCGAUGAAGAUCCUAUCUUCAUGGCUGCUCGUCUUCUUCGAAGUACCACGAUUUUUCGACCACUCUACCACUUUGAUCCUGUGCCCAUGCACUUCCCAGAUGAGACCCAUCUCAGACCAUCAAAUGGGCAAAAGAAUUCUCGACUUGAUGCAAACCCAAUAUUGGAAAUUUCAGUGGCGCAAACAGGUGGAUACUCGCAUUCGGAUGUGACCUUCAACCCAUGGUAUCAGCAGCAAUUCGGCAUUGUCGAUACGAGGGGUCACUGGAGCGUGUGGGAGAUCGACCAGGCGAAAAAUAGCAGGCAAGGCCAUACGACUGCUGGACUAGUCAAAGCCGGCAUUUUGCCCCCUCCUUUGAAGCGCAGUCGUCCUCCCCUCGAUGGCUGGGCGUCGAUUGAGUGGAUUCAUGAGGUCGGUUUGAUCAUUGUUGCCAACCGUCGCGAUGCUAUGAUCUAUGCAUUCAUAGAUGGUCAGACUCCACCUCGGACAGUUGUUCUCAACAUGCAGAAACAAUCUGAAUGGGUGUUGGAUUUGAAAAGAAACCCACGCAACCUAUCACAGUUCUUUGUCUUGACGACAAGUCGGAUAUUGUGGUUUGACAUAGGAAACUUUGGAGAACAAGAUUCCAGUUCAUAUCUACACCCUCGAGUCUCUUGGAGGCAUUUCCGGGAUCCCAAUGACACCACACUACGACUCAGUGAGCUGGUAGUGUACAAAGACCUGUACCUUGUUCUCUUCUCUCGGCUCACUGAGCUUGUGCAAGCAUUUCCUUGUCCCUUUACAAGCGACGAAGACACCAACUCUAUGUCUGUAGCGGAUCCUUUCGUUCUUGAUGGUCCUUCGAUGGUAAACAUGCCUUCGAGUGGACCAGAGCCCGUGAGAUUCUCGACAUUUGUGUUUAGAGAAGUUGGCUACUCGCCUUCGCACCUCAAACACCUGUAUAAUCCAAACUUGACCAUCAUCAAACUUUUCUGGAUGGAUUCCAAUCUCGCAAUCCAUGAAUCCGUGUUUCGCGGUCCACGAGGAGACCCAGAAGAUCCAGACUUGUAUUGUGAAAACAACGUCGUGCGUUUGCGCAAGCGUUAUGCCCCAACCAAACGAGUGAAGAGAGCGGACGAUUUCAUUGUGGAUGACUGGGACGAAUCGGCGAUGCAACAAGCGACUGUUCCUCGUUGCAAAAGCAAAAUUGGCCCCAGACCUGCAGGCCCAGACUUGCAGUGGUCUCUGGAUCUCUCUCACAUCUACUCUGUAACCAUUGGACGGGCGGAAAUUCCGCCGAAAAGGUCCAACACAAAGAAAAGGCCCGCGCCAGGGCCAAAAUCAUUUGAUGAUAUGCUCGAUGAACUGCAACGCAUCAAGCCACGGAAGAAGGCCUCCAGCAAAACGAUAUUUGAACUCAGCGACAAAAGCAUUUCAACAGAACAGCUUGACCAAAGCGCGCGCGACAUCAAACGAAUCUUCUCGACAAUCAUGCCCGAAGCCCAUGACCUGGAUGCCGCACACCGAUAUCUUCUUCUGCCACUCCAAUCCCAAAACACGGGAUAUGGCAUGCCAACGCACUUGUCAGGAGAGGCAGACCAUCAUAUGCUGGAGGCUUACGAUCAAAUGGUCGAUGAUUGGGUGUCCACACUGCGUCCUCAAAUCCCCGUCCAAGUGCGACUCGCCAAAGAGAAGCUCGUCCGCAAGGUCGCAGCCGACCUCCUUCUGUCGCGAGUGGUUCAAACGAAGCCAAUGAAUUUCGUCGAAGAUCCAAUCACAACACAAAACGAACAAGCCGUGUCACAGAACCAAACUCUACCCUCGAGCUUUGCUCCAUCGAUCCCUGCAAGUCAAUCACAGGUGACUAAUCGCACAAGGUCCGGGAGAGUCAAACCGCCGUCCAAGUACUCGACAGUACCAGUACUGAGCGGCCUCUCGGCAUUCACUACGUUCAAAAAGCAGCGUCCAAUGCCCGCAAACGUGUCUAAUCUUCUGUCCCACUGGUCUGCCGGGGAUGAUCCCUCCUCAUAUAUCUGGGAGAAGAUUGAAGACCAGGAAACGCGCGUUAGCCAAACGCCCCGAACACCCAAACGCAAGAAGCGCAUGAAGCCUGAACAACCCUUGCCUGCUACUCCGUUGGUCCCUAUGGUCCGAACGUGGGGUAGUCAACCCGUGCCACAAAUCACCAUCAACAGUAGCCAGCCUGUACCAAUGACACAGGCCGAGCGGGGAGCCUUUGGGGCAAAGAAAAAGAAAAAGAAGCGAGCGGCGGGUUUUUAG